UUAACUAGAACACGGGUUGAAAAUUCGCUCUGUUCCCCCUGUCCCAUUAACGGGUUGUGCUCAGUCGUUCCCAUUCCCCCCGCUGGUUUUGGGGGGUGCACGGCCCCGUUGUGGGGUGCCCGCGCUCAGGCCCCGCUCCCCGCAGUGAAGCUGAACGGCGGGCGGCACGUGCAGGGCAUCCUGCGCGGCUUCGACCCCUUCAUGAACCUCGUCAUCGAUGAGUGCGUGGAGAUGGCGGCGGGCGGGCAGCAGAACAACAUCGGCAUGGUGGUGAUCCGAGGGAACAGCAUCAUCAUGCUGGAAGCUUUGGAACGAGUAUAAACCCCUGGAAAACCCCAAGUCCUCACCCACUGCUUCCGUUCCCUCGUCCAAAAUGCCGCCCACGAGUGUACAAUUAUUUUGAUUGUGUUAUUAAAUCAAUUUUGUAAUGGUUGACCUAAAUCAA
Molecule: messenger RNA, 445 nt
Organism: Lonchura striata (white-rumped munia)
Lineage: Eukaryota; Metazoa; Chordata; Aves; Passeriformes; Estrildidae
Source: RefSeq, a predicted model, not a curated record